ACGAAAGCACUUGUCCGCUACAGGCCCUUCUAUUACUGUGCUCGAGUCUGACUCGACUCGACCUCUUUGCCAUAAAGGUUGCCAAGUUUCACGCCCACGCUCUUUCCCUCACGAAUUUUUCAUCAUGCCGUGUAUGCUCAUCCACCCCGACGAAAAGUACAAGCCGUACAAACCUCUAAAACUUGACAAUCGUCAAUGGCCGACCAAAACUUUCACCAAGCCACCCGUGUGGCUCUCCACUGACCUCCGCGAUGGAAAUCAGGCCCUCGCCAAUCCUAUGACCAUCGAGCAAAAGACGACCUUCUUUAACCUUCUCGUCGAAUGUGGCUUCAAGGAGAUUGAGGUCGCCUACCCAGCUGCUAGUGACACCGACUUCAACUUCGUUCGAGGUCUUAUUGAGAAUGGUUCCGUUCCGGACGAUGUCUGGAUUCAAGUCUUGACUCCUGCUCGAGAAGACUUGAUUAAAAGGACAGUCGAUUCCGUUGCCGGCUGCAAAAGAGCAAUCAUUCACAUGUACAACGCCGUAUCGCCCCUCUUCCGUUCCGUCGUGUUCAAAAACUCCCAAGCAGAAACUGUUGCCCUAGCCGUGAAACACACUGCGGUCGUUCGCAAACUCACCGAUGAGUGUACAGAAAAGUACGGCACCCAGUUCAGGUUCGAGUAUAGUCCGGAGACGUUCAGCCAAACCGAGCCCGACUUUGCGCUCGAAGUUUGUGAAGCUGUCAAGAAGACGUGGGGUAGAGCUGGUCCGAAUUUCGAUGACCGUAUCAUCUUCAACUUGCCCGCGACAGUAGAAGUUGCACCACCGAAUCAUUUCGCUGAUCAGGUCGAAUACUUCUCUACUCACAUAUCGGAACGAGAGAAUAUCAUCAUCAGUUUGCAUCCUCAUAAUGACCGAGGUACUGGAAUUGCUGCUGCCGAACUUGCUCUCUUUGCUGGUGGCGACCGAAUCGAGGGCUGUCUGUUCGGAAACGGCGAACGUACCGGCAACGUCGAUCUCGUCAAUCUCGCCCUGAACUUCUACACCCAAGGCAUCUACCCUAAUCUCGACUUCAGCGAUCUUCAACAUGUCAUCGACGUCGUCACACAAUGCAAUGAUCUUCCUGUCCACCCACGCCACCCAUACGCCGGCGAGCUCGUUUUCACCGCUUUCUCCGGUUCACAUCAAGACGCCAUCAAGAAGGGCUUCGAGGAACAAGCGAAACGAAAUGCAGCAGAGAGAGCGAGAGGCGAGAAGGAAAUAUGGGAGAUGCCUUACUUGCCGAUCGACCCAGCGGACUUGGGCCAGAACUACGAAGCCGUCAUCCGUGUCAACUCGCAGUCUGGCAAGGGAGGGAUUGCCUACCUUAUCAAGCAGUACCUCCACCUGGACGUCCCAAGAAGGAUGCAAAUCGCCUUCUACUCGGUCGUACAAGCGGUUUCGGAUCGGGAGGCAAGGGAGAUGACGGUAGAGGACAUCACGACUGCUUUCCGCCAGACAUAUCACUAUGGCGGGGGGAAGCACGAGGGAAGGCUGGGUCUACGUUCGUUCACGAUGUCUUCCGUACCCGACCCCACUGGUGCCGCCUCCGCCGAGGACCUCCACAUGUUUGACGGUGCUGUCACCGUCGACGGCCAGCUGCGCGUCAUCCGCGGCGACGGUAACGGCCCCAUCUCCUCUCUCCUUGACGCUCUCAGCACCUCCCUACACAUCGACCUGGCUCUCCGCGAAUUGAACGAGCAUCCCGUCGAAGCAGCCGACGGCCAACCUCCACGCGCCGCAGCAUACGUCGAGCUCGUACCUCCUACUGAUCGCAAAUCCGCCAAGUCAUGGUGGGGUGUCGGAGUAGACCGGGACUCAACGACCGCCAAGCUACGAGCCGUGCUCAGCGCAGUGAACGCGCACAUUGAAGAUCGACCUCUGCCCGAACUCAAGCUAAGCGUCGGGUUCAACGCUCGCUCAGACCAAUCCGACGUCGCUUCUGCGCUAUUGAACAUCCUUGGUGUUCAGCUCCCGAGAUCGUUGCAGGCCGUGUUCUUCGAGGUCGUCCAGCGGAAGGCUCGCGAGACGGAGGGUGUCAUCUCGUACGAUGAGCUAGCGGAGCUAUUCAGGGCCACUUACGGAUGGAAGGCCCUCGAAGGAAUGAGGGAGGUUGAGCUCAAGUCGUUCAAUCUCGAGCAUCUGCCCGAGAAGCAGAUUCGCCUGAAAGGAGAGCUAGCCCUACAUGGCGAAACGAGGAAGGUGGAGGCCAUUGGGAACGGUCCUCUAUCUGCUUCCCUAGCUUGCUUGAAUGCGCAUCUGGAGGGUACGUUGUCCAUCAGGGAAUAUUCCGAGCAUUCGCUGGGUGAGGGCACGGAGGUGCUGGCUGCUUCGUAUGUGGAGCUAUUGUAUGAGAAGGUGGAUGAGAAGGGUCAAGGUGCGAGGAAGUUUGGCUGGGGUGUCGCUUCGGAUACGGAUAUUGCGGCUUCGGGUCUAAAGGCCGUCAUGGCUGCUGCGAGUCGGGUUGGUGCAGACUGGUGCGUGCCAAAGGUGAAUGGGGCGUAAGGUGGGAGGACACAGGGUUGGAAAGGAAAUCUGUAAUGUUGUUGUACGACGGCUGUAUCUACUAAUCCAUUGGUUUUCG
This is a messenger RNA of Stereum hirsutum FP-91666 SS1, 2603 nucleotides long. Its product is annotated as 2-isopropylmalate synthase. Gene Ontology annotation, cellular component: mitochondrion. Gene Ontology annotation, molecular function: 2-isopropylmalate synthase activity. Lineage: Eukaryota; Fungi; Basidiomycota; Agaricomycetes; Russulales; Stereaceae. Bases 125 to 2524 code for a protein of 799 amino acids. The record is from RefSeq and is a predicted model, not a curated record. Gene Ontology annotation, biological process: L-leucine biosynthetic process. The transcript is spliced from 5 exons.